UCUAAAAUUGCAAAAUAAUAUUUGUGAAAUAUCUGAUUUAUUGUAAAAUAUGGUGAAAGCAAGACUUUGUCACAAUGUAACGUAUUCAACCCCUAACCCCUUUAAGUGUGGAUAAAGGUGGAUAUUGUUGUACGAUAUCUUCAACAGGAACAACUGUAGUCAAUAUGUUUCUUCGUCUGAAAUCGUAAGUUGAAUUCAUUAAUUCUUUAAUAAUUCCAUAAUCUUGAAUGGAUGAUGAUUUGCGGCAUUCACUUUGCAAGUGCAAAAUAUGCUCCACGACUUUGUUUUGAGAACAAAAGAAAACUAUAACACCCAUGCUUCUCAAGUUGUACAGUAUGGCGAACACUUCAGUAAAGUGUAUGGCAUCAACCGUACAUCAAUCCUAAAUCUAAGCAGCUACUACCAUGUCGUUGGUGGCCUACCACCACACAUAAUGCAUGACAUUUUAGAGGGGGUUCUGCAAUACGAAACAAAGGAAUUAUUAAAAAAUUAUAUAAGAGAGGAACGUUUAUUCACUCUGGAUACAUUGAAUGAAAAAAUUGCCAAAUACGACUUUGGAUAUUACAAUGACACCAACAAACCAUCACCAAUAUCAGAAGCAAAGUUAUCAUCAAAUGACAACAGUUUAAAACAACAUGCUGUUCAGAUGUGGUGCUUGGCAAUUCACUUACCACUCAUAAUUGGAAAUAUUGUUCCUCCAGAAAAUGACCGAUGGAAACUUUUUCUUAGUUUGCUACAAAUCACAUCUCUUUGCUUUUCACCUGUAAUAUCAAAAGAUGAAGUGGCAUAUCUUCAAGUCCUAAUCAAUGACCACCACAAUAAGUUCAAGGAGCUUUAUCCCCACUGCAGCAUAAUUCCAAAAAUGCAUUUUAUGGUCCACAUUCCUAGUGCUAUAAGCAGGUAUUGUAAAAUCAAACAGUAA
Molecule: messenger RNA, 922 nt
Organism: Xenia sp. Carnegie-2017
Lineage: Eukaryota; Metazoa; Cnidaria; Anthozoa; Malacalcyonacea; Xeniidae
Exons: 2
Coding region: 269-922 (217 amino acids)
Source: RefSeq, a predicted model, not a curated record